Messenger RNA from Calypte anna (Anna's hummingbird), 378 nucleotides. It is a transcript of the gene SVBP, whose product is annotated as small vasohibin binding protein. Gene Ontology annotation, cellular component: apical part of cell. The transcript is spliced from 3 exons. The record is from RefSeq and is a predicted model, not a curated record. Gene Ontology annotation, biological process: protein secretion; negative regulation of protein ubiquitination. The coding region runs from base 57 to 263 and encodes 68 amino acids. NCBI's taxonomy places the organism in Eukaryota, Metazoa, Chordata, Aves, Apodiformes, Trochilidae.
UAGCCGCGCGGGGGGGCUCCGCCGCCAUCUUGGUUUGUGGGGACGGGCCCGGAGCCAUGGAGCCGAGCGGGGGGGGGCGUAAGGAGAGGCCGAAGCCCCGGGAGGCAGCAGCGCGGCUGGAGAAAGCCAAGCAGAAAUCAGCCCAGCAGGAGCUGAAACAGAGGCAGAGAGCAGAGAUUUAUGCCCUCAACCGGGUGAUGACAGAGCUGGAGCAGCAGCAGUUCGACUCCUUCUGCAAGCAGAUGGAGGCCUCUGGCGAGUGAAGGGGCCCACGUGGCCCCCCCACGCCCCUCUCUUGCAGCCUCCCCCCCCUUUUUUUCUAACCUUUUGUUAUUUAUUACAGAAUGUUUGUUGUUUGGUUGCCUUUUUUUAAAUAAA